Molecule: messenger RNA, 1184 nt
Organism: Closterium sp. Naga37s-1
Lineage: Eukaryota; Viridiplantae; Streptophyta; Zygnematophyceae; Desmidiales; Closteriaceae
Source: the annotation of a GenBank genome assembly
AUGUCAGUCUCAUUCUGUGUGCGCUCGCGUGCCUCACUCACCACCCCUCUUCCCAACCCAACACAGAAGCCAUUCUUCAACAACUUUGGAGCCAUAGUCACCUUUUCAUGUCUCGGCACUUUCCUCUCAGCCAUUGUCACUGGCAUCCUCGUCUACGCGGGCGGAUUCCUCUUCCUCAUGUACAAGCUCUCCUUCCUCGAAGCACUCAUCUUCGGAUCCCUUAUCUCCUCCACCGACCCGGUUGCUGUGCUCGCCAUCUUCCAGGACGUGGGAGCAGACACGAAUCUCUAUGCGCUUGUGUUCGGCGAGUCUGUGCUCAACGACGCGUAUGCCGGCCUCUCCGUGAAGAAUCUUCACAACCUCGAGUGCUGCCUCAUCGUUCUCUUCCCCUACAUCUCCUAUCUCGUGGCGGAGGGCCUUGCACUCUCAGGCAUCGUUGCCAUCCUCUUCUGUGGAAUUCUCAUGAAGCGCUACACCUUCCCCAACCUCUCAGAGGUGGCUCAAGUCCUCUCUGCCGGCUUCUUCCAGCUCAUCGCCUCCAUCGCUGAGACCUUCACCUUCAUCUACAUGGGAACGGAGAUCGCUCUGGGGGAGCACCAGCGGUGGGGGCACAUCAGCUUCAUCUUCUUCUCCAUCCUCUUCAUAGCUGUAGCAAGGGCCGCGAAUGUGUUUCCCUGCGCGCAUCUCAUCAACCUCUUCCGCCCUCCCUCCAAGCAAAUACCUGACAGCCACCAAAAGGCUCUCUGGUUUAGUGGCUUGCGAGGAGCCAUGGCGUUUGGGCUGGCUCUGCAAGCAACACAUGACCUGCCCAACCACAGCCAUGGGAGGGCGAUAUUCACCACCACAACCGCUAUAGUCAUGCUCACUGUGAUUCUGCUGGGCGGCAGCACGUCGACUGUGCUGGAGCGGCUGCGUGUGACGGGGGACAGAUACAGCCAGCUGAGACAGCCGGAUGACACAUCGGACGAGGAAGAAGAAGAGGGCAGUGGCAUGACGCACGGCCUCAUACAUGCACAUGAGGACACACAUGGGAGCGCACGCGGCCAUGGGCAUGGUGAUGGGCGUGGGGGAGGGCGAGGAGGAGGGCGAGGAGGAGGGGAGCCGAAUAGGGCUCCGUUUUCGCCCCAGAAGUUGGGCUCUGCUGAUGUGUAUUCCCAACACCAUGUCAACAUCCUGCCAGAAAA